AUGUCUAAGGCCAAUUAUUCUAACGUGGCUACGUUUUACGUUGGCAAAUCUGUGUUUAUAACUGGUGGUACUGGAUUUGUUGGUAAGACUUUAAUAGAAAAGUUGCUGUACAGCUGCAGCGGGAUUGACAAAAUUUAUGUCCUAGUACGUGAUAAGUAUGGGAAACAGGCCAGUGAACGACUGGCUCGCAUUACUAGCACGCCAGUUUUUGAUAGAAUAAAAAAAAGUGGAAACGAGGCCCUGAAAAAGAUUGUGGUCAUCAGCGGGGACAUUACGCGUGAAAAUCUUGGACUACAGGAUGAUGUUUUAAAAACAUUGGAGAAUGAGGCCUUUGUUCACGUUUCGACUGCAUUCACGAACUCAGAUCGAAAGGAAAUAAACGAAGUAGUGUAUCCAAUGCCAAUUAAUUUAGAAGAAGCAAGACAUGUUGCCGAUAGGUAUUCACAUGACGACGCGAUCGUUAGUGCAUUUAUGGGAAGGAAGCCUAAUACGUACACUUUCUCAAAAGCUUUGGCCGAACAACAAGUUAUGAAGCAGUGCGAAGACUUACCGGCUGCCAUCGUCAGACCCUCCAUAGUGAUGUCUUCCAUUAAGGAACCCUGUCCUGGAUGGAUAGACACGUGGAAUGGUUCUACGGGAUUAUUCGUCGGUAUGCCAGCUGGAGUCUUAAGAGUUGUACUGGGGAGGGGAAAUAACAUCACAGAUUUAGUACCUGUUGAUAUCGUCACAAAUCUCAUUGUUGUAGCCGCUACUGAAUGUCAGAAGUCAAAAGAAAUUAAAGUGUACAACUGUUGUACUGGAACCUCGAACCCCAUCACUUGUGAUGAAGCGAGCACUAUUAGCAGAAAAGUGGCGCUCAAGUACUCUUUGAGUCGAACGGAUUGUCAGACGGAUUAUCUGAUGAUAAGCAAUCAGCGCCGCCGAUGGACACCAGCAAUACCAAAGCAGUUACUAGUGCAUUGCCGGUUUUUUAGGGAUAACGGUUUUGGAUAUUUAAAGAUUGGGAAGGACUGGGGCACGGGGAGGGAUUGGGACUCUGGUAACUUCACUCACACGGCGAGACACAACGCUGUGGUUGUUUCUGUGAGGCCGUGGUAUCAUUUCGGUCAAGCCAACCCAUUCAGGCCGAAGUUUGGCUCUCCCACACUUAUAGCUGUUAAAAUAAACUUCAAUAGUGUUUUGUACGUCAUUGAAAUCUAUAUUCAAACCCUUGGCUAG
Messenger RNA from Spodoptera exigua (beet armyworm), 1218 nucleotides. NCBI's taxonomy places the organism in Eukaryota, Metazoa, Arthropoda, Insecta, Lepidoptera, Noctuidae. The record is from the annotation of a GenBank genome assembly.